Messenger RNA from Stereum hirsutum FP-91666 SS1, 820 nucleotides. Its product is annotated as orotate phosphoribosyltransferase. Gene Ontology annotation, molecular function: orotate phosphoribosyltransferase activity. NCBI's taxonomy places the organism in Eukaryota, Fungi, Basidiomycota, Agaricomycetes, Russulales, Stereaceae. The record is from RefSeq and is a predicted model, not a curated record. Bases 1 to 714 code for a protein of 237 amino acids. Gene Ontology annotation, cellular component: cytoplasm. The transcript has 2 exons. Gene Ontology annotation, biological process: 'de novo' pyrimidine nucleobase biosynthetic process; pyrimidine nucleotide biosynthetic process; pyrimidine ribonucleoside biosynthetic process.
AUGUCUUCAUCCUCUUCUUCUGCAUUAGAGCCCUACCAGCUUGAACUGAUAGACCAGGCCAUGUCUAUCGGUGCUCUCACAUUCGGCGAAUUCACUCUUAAAUCAGGCCGCAUCUCACCCUAUUUCUUCAACGCCGGCCUCAUUUCUUCAGGCCUUCAACUAAACAUUCUCUGUUCCGCCUACGCGCACACGAUCGCCCAAGGCCUCUCUUCGCCAACAGACCCCAUUCCCCAAUUCGAUAUUCUCUUCGGACCAGCCUACAAAGGCAUCCCGCUAGCAGCCUGUACCUCCCUCCUCCUGCAAACAACCCACAACAUCUCCACCUCCCUCGCCUACGACCGUAAAGAAGCCAAAGACCACGGUGAAGGCGGUAACUUCGUCGGCGCUCCCGUAAAAGGCAAGAAAGUCUUAGUUUUAGACGAUGUGAUGACGGCGGGAACGGCGGUCAGGAAGGCUGUGGAGAUGAUUAGGAGGGAAGGUGGCGAGGUUGUGGGAAUCGUGCAGUGCCUGGACAGAGAGGAGAUCACGGGUGGCGAGGCAGAGAAGGAGAGAAAGAGCACGGCUAUGAAGCUGGAAGAGGAGUUGGGAGGUAAGGGGAGGGUUAGGGCGAUCUUGAGGAUGAGGGAUUUGAUUACUUGGUUGGAGGAGAAGGGGAGGAAGGAGGAGUUGGAGAAUAUGAAAGUAUAUUUUGGAAAGUAUGGCGCGAAUGAUUAGGUUGGGGUGGAUAUAGGGUAGAAGUUGUUUCCGAGGUGUACGAGUGACUAAAGGAUGCGCGGAAGCAAUGCUGAUGUGGAAAAAGGACAACGAUCAGAUAGAGAGC